Messenger RNA from Erinaceus europaeus (western European hedgehog), 3574 nucleotides. It is a transcript of the gene ESR1, whose product is annotated as estrogen receptor 1. Gene Ontology annotation, biological process: steroid hormone receptor signaling pathway; regulation of DNA-templated transcription. The coding region runs from base 347 to 2152 and encodes 601 amino acids. Gene Ontology annotation, cellular component: nucleus. Gene Ontology annotation, molecular function: nuclear estrogen receptor activity; DNA-binding transcription factor activity; zinc ion binding. NCBI's taxonomy places the organism in Eukaryota, Metazoa, Chordata, Mammalia, Eulipotyphla, Erinaceidae. The record is from RefSeq and is a predicted model, not a curated record. The transcript has 9 exons.
CCCCCCCCCCUCCCUUGCACCCCACUGUCAUUCACCCAGCCCUGUGUAGCAAACCCGGCUGGGCGGCUGGGCGGGGCAGCCAUAUGCCCUGCCUACUGGCUGCAGCCCUAGCGAGAAUGCAAUCCCUGCCUUUCCACACACAAAAACAUCCCCACACAUGCUGGUCUCCACAUGCCAGCCAGUCCUCCAGCCCUCCCUCCUCCUCCUCUCUCGUCUCUGUCCCUGACUUGCCCUGACUUCUUCGACAAGCCCAUGGAACAUUUCUGGAAAGACGUUCUUGAAGCAGCAGGGUGGCCCGAGCGCCGCUGAGCCCCGCGCGCCGCCGCCGCCGCCGCCGCCGCCGACCAUGACCAUGACCCUCCAGCCCAAGGCGUCCGGCAUGGCCCUGCUGCACCAGAUCCAAGGCUCCGAGCUGGAGCCGCUCGCCCGCCCGCAGCUCAAGCUGCCCCUCGAGCGGCCGCUGGGCGACGUGUACGUGGACGGGGCCAAGCCCGCCGCGGUGUACAACUACCCCGAGGGCGCCGCCUACGACUUCAACGCCGCCGCCGCGCCCGUCUACGGCCAGGCCGGCCUCGCUUACGGCCCCGGGUCCGAGGCGGCGGCGGCGGCGGCCGCGGCGGCCGCGGCGGCAUUCGGCGCCAACGGCCUGGGAGGCUUCCCCGCGCUCGGCGACGUGUCUCCUGGCCCCAUGGUGCUGCUGCACCAGCCGCCGCAGCUGUCGCCCUUCCUGCACCCGCCCGGCCAGCAGGUGCCCUAUUACCUGGAGAACGAGGCGAAUGGCUAUGCGGUGCGCGAGGCCGCCCCCCCAGCCUUCUACAGGCCAAGUUCAGAAAGCCGGCGUCAGGCAGGCCGUGAGAGACUGGCCAGCAGUGGGGACAAGGGAAGCCUCUCCAUGGAAUCAGCCAAGGAGACGCGUUAUUGUGCCGUGUGCAAUGACUACGCCUCGGGUUACCAUUACGGGGUCUGGUCCUGCGAGGGCUGUAAGGCCUUUUUCAAGAGAAGUAUCCAAGGACAUAAUGACUACAUGUGUCCGGCCACCAACCAGUGCACCAUUGAUAAGAACAGACGGAAGAGCUGCCAGGCCUGCCGGCUCCGCAAGUGCUAUGAAGUGGGCAUGAUGAAAGGCGGGAUCCGGAAAGACCGCAGAGGAGGUCGAAUGCUGAAGCACAAGCGUCAGAGAGACGAUGGAGAGGCCAGGAGUGAAUCAGGGCCCUCAGGAGACAUGAGGGCUACCACCCUGUGGCCGAGCCCUCUUGUGAUCAAGCACACGAAGAAGAACAGCCCGGCCUUGUCACUGACAGCUGAGCAGAUGGUCAGUGCCUUGCUGGAGGCUGAGCCCCCCUUCAUCUAUUCCGAGUACGACCCAACCAGACCUUUCAGUGAGGCUUCCAUGAUGGGUCUGCUGACCAACCUGGCAGACAGGGAGCUGGUGCACAUGAUCAACUGGGCCAAGCGGGUGCCAGGCUUUGUGGAUCUGAGUCUCCAUGACCAGGUCCACCUCCUGGAAUGUGCCUGGCUGGAGAUCCUGAUGAUUGGGCUCGUCUGGCGCUCCAUGGAACACCCAGGGAAGCUCUUUUUUGCCCCCAACCUGCUUCUGGACAGGAACCAGGGGAAAUGUGUAGAGGGCAUGGUGGAGAUUUUCGACAUGCUGCUGGCGACCUCGUCUCGAUUCCGUAUGAUGAACGUGCAGGGAGAGGAGUUUGUAUGCCUCAAGUCCAUUAUUUUGCUGAAUUCUGGCGUGUACACGUUUCUGUCCAGCACCCUCAAGUCUCUGGAGGAGAAGGACCACAUCCACCGAGUCCUGGACAAGAUCACUGACACCUUGAUCCACCUUAUGGCCAAAGCUGGUCUGACUCUGCAGCAGCAGCACCGCCGCCUGGCCCAGCUUCUCCUCAUCCUCUCCCACAUCAGACACAUGAGUAACAAAGGCAUGGAACACCUGUACAGCAUGAAGUGCAAGAACGUGGUCCCCCUCUACGACCUGCUUCUGGAGAUGUUGGAUGCCCACCGCCUGCAUGCCCCUGCCAACCGGGGGGCCGCUGCCACCAUGGAGGAGAUGAGCCAGGGCCCACUGGCCACCAAUGGCCAGGCGUCACAUUCUUUGCAAACCUACUACAUUACAGGAGAGGCAGAGAACUUCCCCACCAUCUGAGAGCCGCCCCCCCCACCCCGCCCCCCAAAACACCAGUUGACCCUGCUUUUCCUUCCCCAGCCCCCUCCCUCCCAAUGCCACCGCCACCAAAAUUCUUGGAGCCCUGCAGCCUCUUCCAUGCUCUACCCCUCCCAUCGGGCCCCCAACACUGUUGCAGAAUCUGGCGCCUGCAUGCACCACCACCACCACCACCACCACCAAGGGCAGUUCUCUUGCUUGCUCCAUUCUUAGGGGCGCGCCCCCUGUCAGGAAUAAUGGCACUUCAGGGCUCCAUUUCCUGGUACCUUGGCAGGCCUAUUCCCUUUGCAACAAAGUGACCAGGCUUGAGGAUUCCUGUCACUUGCUUCUCCUGACUCAACUCAGUUUCUCAGCCAGGGAUCAGAGGACUCUGCAUUUAAGUUAAGCUCCUUGGAGACUAGAGGAUUUCACCUCUGUGAAGCACUUUCCCCACCCCCCCUUUUUUAAUAGAUUGAAGAGAAAGUCGCAGGGAAGGAUCUGAAAAGUGGCUCCUGUCGUUGCUGACUGGAAGAAGGCUAGGUCAGGUGUUUCUGAAAUCACCUUCUUGUAUUCCUAUAAUCGUCUGUCAUUUAGUUCAGGCGAUGCCUUCACGCUUGGGCUCUGUUGCAUAGAGGGAACAGACUCUUCCGUGAUUGUCUACUCACCCCCUCCCCAUAGGAAUACAAAAUGUGCAUGUGCAUAAGACUUAAAUCAGCUUAAUCACUGCACCUUCAGAUUUUCUGCAAGUUCUACCAUUGACUUUUGAGAGCAUGGGGAAGUUAUGGGUUCUUGUUCCCGUGAACCUGUGCAAAACAGCAAAUUGGUCCCAAUUAAGUUUGCCUCUAAGAGAUUAAAAAAAAUCUCUCAUUCUAUUCUCUCUCUCUCUCUCUCUCUCCUUUCUUUUUCUUUCUUUCCCUUUAACUCUCAUCAUAGAAAAAGAAAGCCCUCACUUCCAGACUUGCUGUACUCAGCUUUUUGCUGGCAUAGCCUCACGUCUAUCAGCAGAGGGCGCUCUACUUGGAUCUUCCUGACGUGCAAUUUGUAUUGAAGGUGAAUUAAUCACCCGUAGGUCCCAGUCCUAGGCUUGAAGUAGGAGUUUGAAUGAGCUGGAACCUGGGUGACACUGUCAACUGUGGAACACUGGGCGAAACAGUAAAUGUAUAUGAUUAUUGUAGGUACUGGAGAACAAGAGCCUGGGGGUAGUUCUGGGGUUUUUGUUUUGUUUUGUUUUUUUAGCAACAGCUGCAUUCUUUUCUGGGCCCUAUGCCCUCUGUGCAUGGCCUGGGGACAUAGGAACACUCAGGCUAACUGGACUUGGGCAGGCUACACACGCCCUUGAUUGGUUGGGUAGAAUUUGCUUAUUCUCCCAAAUCAGGACAUUCAGCUUUAUAAACCAGGAGUUCAAGAGCCAAAACUGGGACUUAA